ACGUCUGUGGGAGUGCCCGGCAAGAUGGCGCCCGGCAAGAUGGCGGCCGCCGGCGGUGUGCGCUGCUCGGCGGGUCGCGCGCUGUGCGUCCUCCUGCUGUGCGGCUGGGCCAUGGCGGAGCGCGGCGUGCAGACCCGCGAUGCUGCGAGAACAGAAGUGGUUCAAAAUACUUCUUCUGGAAACGAGAAUGAAACACUAAGCAGCUCCCAGAAUUUGACAGACAGCUGGCAGGGUGUGACCCCAACAAAAAAUGAGAUGAGCCCCACAACAGCUAAAAUCAGUUCUGUGACAAUAGGAAAACCAUCCACAGCUGAAGAGGAUUCAAUGCCUUCUGUUUCUCGUGUGGUGACUGCUAGUCCUGCACCUCAGGUGGAUGUUGAUGCCUCUGAGGAUACUAAAAUUGAGGAGGAAGAUCUUCUGACAGAUUUGAAAGAUGCACUGAAUAGUUCACCACCCAUAGAGAAAGAAAUCCUGGAUUCGGAUGGAGAUGAUUACGAUACUUUUGAAAUGACAUCGAAUUCCAGGUACAACCCAGACCUCCUGGAAAUGCCAGAAGAUGAUGACUCUGACGCCAUCAGUAAUUACAAUGAGGAGAUCAAGUCGCUGGAUGAGAAGAUAAAAUAUGUGUCUGUCUCAGGGCUGGAAGAAGAAGAGGACAGCCAUUUCUUCUUUCACCUGGUUAUAGUUGCCUUCUUAGUAGCUGUUGUUUAUGUCACCUAUCACAAUAAGAGGAAGAUCUUCUUAUUGGUCCAGAGCCGAAGAUGGAGGGAUGGGCUGUGCUCCAGAACAGUAGAAUAUCAUCGUUUAGAUCAAAACGUGAAUGAAGCGAUGCCUUCGCUGAAGAUUACUAAUGACUACGUAUUCUGAAAGCACUGUGAUUUGAGUUUGCUGAACUUUAUCACUCUUUGCCUGCCUAGUCAUGUAAUGAUAUUCAGGUAUUCUAAACAUGCCACUUGUACUGAAGUGAGAGGCAGCCUCUUGGACCUGGGUGUUUUUGAGAUUAAAUCUCAUGCAGGAUCAAGGGCACGAUGCGUCUGUUUGCUACUUUGGUCAGAUUUUAGAUCAGCUAUAGAGAUGCAGUUUAAUAAUCAGUGCUGUUUCCAUUCGUUAAGCUUCAUUUCUGUCUGGAGCAAACUUACUACCAAUCCAAACGAAAAAAAAAGCAUAAAAUAUUCUAGGUCUAAUAAAUUAAUGAGUUUGGCAUCACUAAAUCAAAUUAAUCUCUUUGCUAAUCACUUACAUGGCUCAUAAAUCUCCCUUUAGUGCAAACUUAAAAUAUAACUGCUUUUUCCCGUGCUCAAAUCCUGAUGCUGCAGAUCUUUCAUCUUGUCUUUUUUGGUUCUGUUUUGGCUUUGCGUAGCUUGAUCCUAUUCUGGACAGAAUAGCUGGCAUGACGGCUUCAUAACUUCUGUAUGUGCUCAUGCAGCAGGUCAUUUAAAGAUAAUGAGGUAGAAAGCAUUUGAUUUCAGAAGUUCCACACUGCCUGCUUGUUCAGAACGCUGCUGAUGUGUGGGAAGGUGUGCAGCUUUGUGACUGCCCGACUGAUGGGAACGACUGCUUCAUUUUCUUCUGAAAUUAAUGAAUGGAAAACAAGCCUUGUUCAGUAAACUUAACUGAAAUAGAGGUAGUUGACAGGCCUCCAAUACAGCAAAGCUUACUGCUGAGUUUUAAACCCAUUGGGAAAAAGGUUUGGUCUGUUAUAAACAGGGGAGGGCUGAGAGUAAAACGCUUUGUCUUGUUAUUCUGACCCAGGUAACAGGCAGAUGGAAAUAGCAGUGUGUGGGACUGCUGCAAUGCAGACAGAACUCACAGCUACACAGCAGGUAAAGCAAGUUACCGGUACGGUAGGGUGGUCUGUUGUGUUCAAACCUUGUCUUUUCUACUUCCAUUAUUUAUGUUUUCAUGAGUUGUAAAAUAUGAAAUCGUAGUUUUCUGUACAUUCUGUUGGUGAUUUUUGUUUUCGAGUUGAUGAAGAUGUAAAUAACGCCAGAGCAGAACCCCGUCAUUAAUGCCGGGCUAUUCAAGUAGGGAUGUGCCAUCUGGGGAGGGGCAACAUAAAGGUGUGCAGCAUGAGGAACCCAAAGGCCCAUCCUGCCUGAAGAACAAAGAGCUGGGAUUGUAAAUCCUGCCAUUAAAUGCUUUGUUUUCCUUACCACCAGAAAGUAAAGCACAGACAAAAUACCCCCGGAAUCUUUUCUUGCAGUAAUUUGUAUCAUAUUUGGACUUGUAUCACUUAGUAUUUUGAAGAAGGUUUUUAAAAUAAAUGCCAAUAAGAAGUU
Molecule: messenger RNA, 2279 nt
Organism: Coturnix japonica (Japanese quail)
Lineage: Eukaryota; Metazoa; Chordata; Aves; Galliformes; Phasianidae
Gene: CUNH5orf15
Product: chromosome unknown C5orf15 homolog
Source: RefSeq, a predicted model, not a curated record